Penicillium canescens is the source of this 1788-nucleotide messenger RNA. RefSeq names its product alkyl/aryl-sulfatase. The transcript has a single exon. Bases 1 to 1788 code for a protein of 595 amino acids. Gene Ontology annotation, biological process: dodecyl sulfate metabolic process. NCBI's taxonomy places the organism in Eukaryota, Fungi, Ascomycota, Eurotiomycetes, Eurotiales, Aspergillaceae. The record is from RefSeq and is a predicted model, not a curated record. Gene Ontology annotation, molecular function: linear primary-alkylsulfatase activity; protein dimerization activity.
AUGACAACCCAACCCCCCAAAACAACCUUAGCAAACGCCACCUACGGCCUAGUCAGCGCCCUAAAACCAUGCACAAUACCUUCCUCCACCAACCCAAACCACAUAAUAUGGAACAACGAAGCUUACGCCUUCCUCCAAAAACCCUGCCCCCAAACCGCAAACCCCAACCUCUGGCACCAAAGCCAGCUAACAACAAUCCACGGCCUCUUCGAAGUAACAGCAGGGGUCUACCAAGUCCGCGGUCUAGAUCUAUCAAACAUGACAAUAAUAGAAGGCGAUACGGGAAUUCUCGUCCUGGACCCAUUAACCUCAACGGAAACUGCCUCGGAAGCCCUAUCCCUCUACCGCAGUGUCCGCGGCGAGAGACACAUCUCCGCUCUUCUCUAUUCACAUUCCCAUAUCGACCAUUUCGGCGGUGCGCAGGGGAUCCUGCCGCCGGGUACGAAACAUGAUAUUCCCAUUAUCGCCCCGGAGGGAUUCAUGGCUGCGGCUAUGGAUGAGAAUAUCUUUGUGGGUAAUGCUAUGGCUAAGAGGACGAUGUUCAUGUAUGGGAGUUCUCUACCGAGAGAUCCGGCUGGUCAGAUCGGGUGUGGGAUUGGGAGUUCCGUGGCGACGGGGUCUACGUCGUUGAUUCCGCCGAAUAUCAGUAUCAAGCAUUCGGGCGAGGAGCGGGUUGUUGAUGGUGUGCGAAUUGUGUUUCAGCUUGUUCCGGGUACGGAGGCGCCGGCUGAAAUGAACUGUUAUUUUUCUGUUCAGCGGGCGCUUUAUAUUUCCGAGUGUGUUGUGCAUGGUUUGCAUAAUGUUGCCUCGUUGCGUGGGGGCCAGGCUGUUGAUGCGAAAGGCUGGUCGCGGUUUUUGGAUGAGGCGCUUGUUUGGUUUGGGGACGACGCUGAGGUUCUUUGUAUGGGUCAUACGUGGCCGGUUUGGGGACAAGAGGAAAUUGCGGAGGUUGUAUCCGGGCAGAGGGAUUUAUAUGCUUAUCUGCAUGAUCAGACGGUGAGGUUGAUGAAUCGGGGCUUGAAUGGGGUUGAGAUUGCUGAGGUUUUGGGCUUGCCGGCUGGGUUGCAGAGCGCGUGGCAUGCGCAGGGGUUUUAUGGCUCUGUUAGCCAUAAUGUUAAGGGGAUCUAUCAGCGGUAUAUGGGGUGGUUUGAUGGUGAUGCUGCGCAUCUGUGGGAACAUCCGCCUGCUGAGAAUGCGAAGAGAUAUGUGUUUACUAUGGGGGGUAUUGACGAGGUGAUUCGCAAGGCUGAACAUUUUGUUCAGGAAGGUGAUCUUCGCUUUGCUGCUACUUUACUUCGUCAUGCAGUCUCUGCCGAUCCUAUGUAUGCUGCGUCCAAAGAAGCACUAGCGGAUGUGUACACGAGACUCGGAUUUGGGGCUGAGAAUGCCACCUGGCGCAAUUAUUAUCUAUCUGCAGCACAGGAUCUGGGAAAAACACCCAACUCGCAGACCAAGGCUUUAGGUACUGGGAUGAAGAUGGGACAGUCUGUGGAGCAGUGGCUUGAUCUAAUGGCGAUUCGAUUGAAUGGGCCUAAAGCUGGAGCUGAGCGCUUCGCUAUUGAUGUCCAUGUUACCGAUGAGCAGAGAUGGUGGCGGGUCACUGUCAGCAACGGCGCGCUGACAUACAGGAGUGCGCUUGCACAAGAUGGGUUUAGUGGCGUUUCAGGCCUGACGCUUGUUCUGCAGAAGAGGGAAUUAUUUGGCGUCCUGGGUGGCGCUGGGCUGCACGAGGCACAGUCGGGCGAAUUGGGAUUAUUAGAGAAAUUGUUGUCGUUGGUAGAGAGUUAG